CAAUGUUUACUAAACUGUCAGCCAGCCUCCAGUUGGAUUUUUACUUAUUUAUUUAAAAAUGAAGGGGAGUCAAACGAAACAUUUCAAUCCCAGUCCAAACGGGUACAAAACUCGUACAAAUGAUAGAAUCAGUUCAUUUUGGGAAAAGCAAUCACCUGUCGGCUGUCUCUAUACAACUGGUGGGGUUGUGUGAGCUGUUUGUUUGGAAGACACGUACGUGGCCGGGUGGGUCUGAUUGUUAUCAAUUAAGAAUCAGUGAUCAGAGGUCAGUUUUUGGGACAGCUGGGAUUUACUGAGGAUCUGAGAAUGCUGAAGGCUGUUAUUUUGAUUGGGGGACCUUUGAAAGGGACACGAUUUCGUCCACUGUCGCUGGACAUUCCGAAGCCCCUCUUCCCCAUCGCGGGUCGUCCAAUGAUCCAGCAUCACAUCGAAGCCUGUGUAAAGCUGAAAAACCUCACAGAAAUCCUGAUAAUCGGCUCUUACAAUGCCAGCGAACUCCAGAAUUUUGUUCAGCAGAUGAUGGAUAGUUACGGAAUAAGCAUACGUUAUCUCCAAGAAUUCACAGCCCUCGGUACUGCCGGGGGAAUGUAUCACUUCAGGGAUCAGAUAAGGGCCGGUGGUCCCGAGGCAUUCUUCAUAAUGAAUGGUGACGUUUGUGCGGACUUUCCACUGGAGGAUAUGGUGGAUAUGCACACUAACAAUUCAGCUGUACUGAGUGUUAUGGCGACCGAGGCAACCAGACAACAGUCACUGAAUUAUGGUUGCAUAGUUACCAGUAAAGAGGACUGCAGACAAGUUGUUCAUUACGUGGAGAAACCUUCAACGUUUGUCUCGACACUCAUCAAUUGUGGAGUUUAUCUAGCUUCUCUGGAUAUUUUUCAGUUUAUGGCGGAUGUUUUUUAUGCCAGACAUAAGCAGGAUAAAUCAAUGCAAGUUAAUGGAAAUGGACGAGAUCCUGCCUACAUUUCCCUGGAACAAGACCUCCUCACUCGACUAUCAGAAACUGGAAAGCUCAGUGCCUUGCAGACGUCGAAUUGGUGGUCGCAGGUUAAAACAGCUGGUGCAGCUAUCUACGCAAAUCGUCAUUAUCUGGCGCUAUACCGAUCAAAGGCGCCAGAACGUUUAGUAUCACCAGCGAGUGAGAAAUGUCAUAUAAUAGGAGAUGUUUUUGUUCAUCCCAGUGCUGUUGUUGAUCCAGCUGCCACGUUGGGCCCCAACGUAAGCAUCGGACCAAACGCUAGGCUGGGAGCUGGUGUGAGAAUACGUGAAUCCAUUGUCCUCGAAAAUUCACAGAUCCAAUCUCACUCGAUGGUACUACACAGCAUAAUAGGACGUGGUAGUAUUGUCGGGGAAUGGGCGAGGGUUGAGGGUACUCCAUGCGAUCCAAAUCCCGAUAAACCAUUUGCAAAAAUGGAAAAUCCUCCAUUGUUCAAUAUCAAUGGAAAACUUAAUCCAUCAAUUUCAAUAUUGGGCACGAGUGUAACACUCGCUGCUGAGAGAAUUCUCCUGAAUUCAAUCGUGCUGCCGCAUAAACAAUUGACCAGAGAUUUUAAAAAUGAAAUUAUUCUCUAAGAGUCUAGUAGAAUUGUUCUUCCUCAAAAUUAUUCCGGCAUAAUUAACGGAAAAUAAAUCGUUUUGUAAAUAUUUGUUUCCUUGGAAUGGGGAAGAAAAGAGAAUUUUUUACCGAAACAUUCGCACAAAGUUUGUAUUAUGUACGAAUAAUUUUACAAUGAAUUUUAAACAUAAUAAUAUAUGAUAUACAUUGGAUAGUUUAUAAUUUAUAAAACUAUUUGUGUAGUAAUCCUUUAAGGGAAAGAAUGGGACGAGGGACGUUUGAUCUAGCAGUCGUUCAAUGACUUUGGCGUAUAAAUUAUAUUGGCACACAAUAAUUUAAUAAAAAACCUAGUCAUUAAUGAUCAGCAUAAAUGUUGUGGUAUGAAAAAGUGAACGACUUCCCCUCCAGAUUAUCAUGCAACUGAUAAAACCAAUUAAAAAGCUGAGAAUGCCAACUGGAAUGUUUGUAAAUAAAUUUUUCAAUUGAAUAAAAAUUCAAUUGGAACAAAAACCUUUUCGAAUGACUUUUACAUAAAAUUUACUAUCGUCUCCAUAACUAGGCAAUUGAUGUGAUUAAUUUAUUGGCUGAUGAUGAUACCUAAGCAAUAAUAAAAACUGGAAAAUUGAUAAUAAAGCGAGAAACCCGAAAGGGAAAACGAAAAGCAA
This is a messenger RNA of Diachasmimorpha longicaudata, 2220 nucleotides long. RefSeq names its product mannose-1-phosphate guanyltransferase alpha (gene Gmppa). The record is from RefSeq and is a predicted model, not a curated record. Lineage: Eukaryota; Metazoa; Arthropoda; Insecta; Hymenoptera; Braconidae. The transcript has 4 exons. Gene Ontology annotation, molecular function: transferase activity. Gene Ontology annotation, cellular component: cytoplasm. The coding region runs from base 307 to 1572 and encodes 421 amino acids. Gene Ontology annotation, biological process: biosynthetic process.